Pseudoliparis swirei is the source of this 2186-nucleotide messenger RNA. RefSeq names its product programmed cell death 4b (gene pdcd4b). Gene Ontology annotation, cellular component: nucleus; cytosol. The transcript is spliced from 12 exons. The record is from RefSeq and is a predicted model, not a curated record. Gene Ontology annotation, biological process: negative regulation of DNA-templated transcription. Lineage: Eukaryota; Metazoa; Chordata; Actinopteri; Perciformes; Liparidae. The coding region runs from base 128 to 1540 and encodes 470 amino acids.
GAUUGGUGUCAGAGUUUGAAGCUUGGACGCGACGGACGGUGAGCGACUUUAUUUAAAGUAUCAUUUUGGCAUUCUUUUUUUUUUUUGCACCCUGUUUAGCUGCAAAGUCUCUUUUCUUUUGUGAAACAUGGCAACUGACUGUGCAGCCUGGCUGAACGCAAACCCCGUUGAGGCAGAGGACCUGAGUGACUCCUUGGUAUCUGAAGAGGAAGACGAUACAGGAUUGGUGGUCAACGAAAACAUCAAAAACAAGAUCAACGGCAACUGGUUGUCCUCGGCGAGCAACAGCAUCCAUGAAGCACGUCUCAAGGCGAAGGCCAAGCGGAGGCUGAGAAAGAACUCCUCCAGGGACUCGGGCAGGGGGGAUUCUCUCAGCGACAACGGGGACGUGGUCAGGGGAACCUCGGUGGCGCCCACCAGCCCCAAGGGCAAGCUGCUGGAUAGAAAGUCCCGACUUGGCAAGGGAAGAGGUCUACCAAAGAAGGGUGGGGCUGGAGGAAAAGGUGUGUGGGGCCGAUCUGGAGAAGUUUAUGAAAAGCAGGCGGUCGAUCAAAAAGACCCCAACUUCGACGAAGCUCAGGAAAACUGUGUGUAUGAGACGGUGGUUCCUCCGCUGGAUGAGAGGGACUUUGAGAACACAGUCAUCCCCAUAGUGCAAGAGUACUUUGAACACGGAGACACAAAUGAAGUCGCGGAGCUGCUUGCAGAACUGAACCUGGGACCCAUGCGGAGCGAGGUUCCCUCGUUGGCUGUGUCUCUGGCCCUGGAGGCCAAAGCCAGCCACCGGGAGCUCACCUCCAGGCUGCUGGCGGACCUGUGUGGGCCGGUGCUGUCAUACAGCGACAUGGAAAACUCCUUUGACAAGCUGCUCCUCGAGCUGCCCGAUCUGGUCCUGGAUACACCCGGAGCCCCGCAGUUGGUGGGCCAUUUCAUUGCCCGAGCUGUGAGCGACCAAAUAUUGUCCAAGAGCUACAUCGAGGCCUACAAAGGCCGAGUUGGCUGUCAAUACACAAGAGUGUCACUGGACCGGGCGACAGUGCUGCUGAAGAUGAGUAUGGAGGGCCUCCGCAUAGACAGCAAGUGGGGGCCAGGCGGGGGACAGAGGCCUGUCACACAGCUCAUCAAAGAGAUGAACUUGCUGCUGAAGGAGUACAUCCUCUCUGGAGACGGCAAGGAGGCGGAGAGGUGCCUGAGAGAUCUGGAAGUUCCCCAUUUCCACCAUGAGUUUGUCUAUGAGGCGAUAGUGAUGGUGUUAGAGUCCAAAGGAGAGAAAACAUUGAAGAUGGUUCUGCAGCUCCUGGAGUUGCUCUCUGUGUCCUCGGUCAUCACUCUGGACCAAAUGAAAAGGGGCUAUGAAAGAGUUUAUAUGGAAAUUGCUGAAAUCAACAUUGAUGUCCCUCGUGCAUACCUCAUCCUGGAGCAAUUUGUUGAUCAGAGCUUCAGUAUGGGAAUCAUUUAUGUGAAGUUAAGAGAUCUUUGUCCCUGUCGAGGCCGGAAGAGAUUUGUCAGCGAGGGAGAUGGUGGUGCUGUCAAAGUUUAAAGUUACCGAGGAGCCCUUUGUAUGUGCCAGAAUUCCUGAAAAUAAAAGGAUGAAGCUACUUUUUUACUUGUAUAUUUUAACCCCAAAAAAGUCAGGUACAUUUUUUUCCCUUCUAACAGUCAAAAGAAUGUCAACUUCUGAAACUGAAGUAGGGUACAAAAAUUAACAACUGCACUUUUGCUUGAAACUAAAGUGGAUCACUUUCUUCAAGGUGUUUGAAAUAAACACUUACAUAAGCUAACUCUUAAAGUGCCACAGCUCGCAGUGUAAGUCAUCCCAUGUUGUUUUGUAUUUUCUUGAUUUUAAUCCCAUUCCUCUUGUGUUUUUCGAGAAACCAGUGUUUGUACAGAUAUGACUGGCUUGUGUCAAAAGCUUUAUAAAAGGGGUACAACAAAUAAAGAAAGGGGGUUGGUUAAUUGCAAUACUGGCCCCCAAACUAGCUGCUGUUUCUAUGUUGUGCUGGCUUUUCUUUCUUUAUUUUAACCCUUUUAAAUUACACGAAGAGGUCAUUUAGUAAAGGUAUCAAGACAUGAGUACAGUGCAAAAAUAAAUACCAGUUGGGUAACUUCACAAAAUUGUGUUUUAGAAUGUUUAUUUUUAUAUCCGGGGCAUACUGGUGUUUGUUCAUUAAAUCACUAUUAACACA